Messenger RNA from Lycium barbarum (goji berry), 5240 nucleotides. RefSeq lists its product as uncharacterized. Lineage: Eukaryota; Viridiplantae; Streptophyta; Magnoliopsida; Solanales; Solanaceae. The coding region runs from base 2889 to 4295 and encodes 468 amino acids. Gene Ontology annotation, molecular function: zinc ion binding. The record is from RefSeq and is a predicted model, not a curated record. The transcript is spliced from 5 exons.
UCUAUCUUCACGUGAAGAGAGAUAUUUUUCAGGAAAAGAGCUUUUUGACUUUCAAGACGAAAGUUUCUCUUUUUUCUCCUCCACACGCUAUUUCCUCAAAAACUUACCAAAUCUUCUAAUUUCUGCUCUCUUUAUUCUCCCAUGGCAGACCACCCUCACAGUCAAACUAGCAGAACGACAACCUCAUUAUUUCAAAUUCAAAGCCAACCUAAAAUCUCGCUCAAAACUUUAAAACCUUAACCCUAGUUGCAUCUAUAAAUACCAAGCUAUAGCAGCCAUUUGAAGAUAGAUUUUAUCCGCCGCCUCUUCCCCCUUUAAACUUCCGAAACACGCACUGUUUCAUACUAGUUAUCCUCUAAAAUACAAGCUUUAAAUCAUGUUUUCUCCCUUCUCAGAUCUCUAUUGGCUUUCAGCCGUUGAGGUGAUUUAUUUGACUUCAAUCGUGCCGUUUUAUUUGUGAGGGAGGUCGGAGUCCGCUGGAUCUAAGAUCCCACGCCCUAGUUCACUGUACCCGCAAAAGGUCAGUGUCGGUAUCCCUUUUUUGAUGCCAUCGAUAUGCGAUUUGAUGCUUGUUUUUGUCAACAUGUGAAAGUAUCAGUUUACUAACCAUGUUUCGGCUUUAAAAGGUUAUAUUUUAAAAGUUUUUAUUUUACUGUUGAAGUUAGAUUUAUUAAAUGAUUAUUUAUUUGAUCCUCUUUGUUUUGAAUGCUGUACAAAUCUCAUUGUAUGCUUUAAUAUGUUUGAGAAAAAUAGUAAGUAAAAUCUGAUCCUUUCUAUUUCUCUUUUGUGUUGAGAUCACAUUGCUUGUGUUUAAAAUAAUCACGUUUUAAGUUGUUCUUGCCUUCAGUCGUGUUAUAAUAUAUUAAUGUGAUUUUGUUUACUGUCCUAACAUGAUAAAAUAAUUUGUUGAGGUUUUUUGUAUUUAAAAUGGUCUCAGAGAGCUUUUAUGGCCAAACCAUGAUGCCAGAUAUUUUUUACUAUAUUUUAUUUUCAUUUUAAUGCCUACAUCAAUAGGUCCUGUUUUGAUUUCUUAUACAUCAUAUAUAUCACUCUCUUAGGCUGUAUAUUUUGAUUCAUUGAUGAAAAAGCAUGGUUGUGCGUUUUAUUUUUGCUACUUAAAAAAGAGAAAAGACAUGUUUUAGCCCCUGAAUUUGGCACGAAAACUCAGUUUGGAAAUUAAACUUAACUUUUGUUUAUUUACCCCCCCUUAACAAGUUACCUUUUAAUUAUUUCCCCCCUCUGGUGCCCCAGACCAGUUGAGGGUUGGGUAGUGUUAGACACGCGCGAGCUAAUUGGUCCACGUAUUUAUUUAAUUCCCCAACUUAUUUUUACCCGUCCCCACUUAAAAAACCCGACCCAUCCCCAAUUAACCCGACCCAUCCCAAACAAAAUACCCAACUCGAUUCCCAAUAGUCAUUUUCCCCUUUCCACUACAGAUCCAAACCUCCACGCUACACAAACCGAUCAUUGCAAAGUUAAAAAUCCAAAAAAUGCGUAAAUCUUGUCGUUUCUGAGUGAUAUUGAAGAUUAGUUAGCCACAAAGGUACACGAUUGUUGUUGUUCUCGUUAGGGUUUGUCUAGAUUUCGAUAGAUUUCGAUGUUACUGUUUUUCAGUUGUAAAAAAAUUAUCUUUAACUUUGUUUUUUUUUUUUUUUGGUGUAAAUGGUAACUGAAUCUCGUUUUCAUUUGUUUUAAUUUUACGUUUUGUGAAGAAAAUGGGCGAUGUGUUUGUGACUUUGAGGUUUAACCACGGAGGUAAUUUAGAAAAAACCCCUCGUAUUAAGUAUGUUGGAGGUAUUGUGACAGAUUAUUUUGAUGUUGAUCUUGAUAAAUUCUCUGAUUUUGAGCUUGUUUACUAUGUUAAAGAAAUCGGUUAUAAUGUUUCAUCUUUUUGUGUAUAUAUUAGACCACCUAAAUGUCGAUUUGUAGUAGAAGUUAAAAGUGAUAGGGACAUUAUUGGUAUUGCACCUCAAUUAAAAAACGGAGAUAUUGUUGUAAUUUUUGUGAUUCAUCUUGUUGAGGAACCUAUUGUGGUCCCCCCUGCUCUUCCACUUAUUACCCCUGUGGGUGGGGAAUCUUUUACUGCUUUUGAUAACCCCACAUGUGAAGAUAUAAAUGAAAAGGUUGGGGCAGGUGAGGGUAGUUAAACAUUUGGGGGUAGUGAAGGCUUAGGGUUUGAAGAGGCUGCUGGUCUUGAUGAACCCUUGGGUGGGACUGAGACUGCUACUGCAGCUACUGCAGCUGAUGAUGAUAAUGAUUCUGACUUAGAAAGUGAGAGUGAAUCUGAGGAGUCUGACAAUGUAGUGGUAGAGGAAGGUGAAGAAGAAGAAUUUAAUAGUGAUGUCCAUGAGGAGGAUAGGAAUCUAAGCAAAGAUAGGGUGGCUCUAAAAUCAAAAAAGAAGAAAGAAAAGGCUAAGAGAUCUGAAGGGAUAGAUUUAGGGCCAAAGGGUGUAGAUAUAGGACAUGAUGAAUAUUUAUCUAGGAGUAAGAGUACAUUUGAAGGGAAAUUGGGUGGGGAUGAGCCAUUUUAUGACUCAGAUGAACCUGUUAGCUUUGAAAUAGAGACUGAUGAUGAAGCUGAUGACGAAGAUGUGGUUGAAAAGCCUACCAAGAAGUCAAGGAGACCAAAAAGAAUUAGAAAUAGGGUUAUUUUUUAUCCUAAGUGUAAAGAAAUAGUUUGGGAGACUGGUCUUGCAUUUGAAAGUGUUAAAAAAUUUAGGAAAGUACUUACUAGGUAUGCAGUUCAAGAACAUGUACAGUUGGAUAAAUAUGUCAAUGAACCAACUAGGGUGAGGGUAAAGUGUACUGCUGGUUGUCCAUGGUUAUUGUUUGCCAGUUUUGAUUCUAGAACAAAUGAUUUUGUUGUGAAGAAUUAUAAUCCUGUUCACAUGUGCAAUGGGACAACAAAGAACAAGUUAGUAAAUUCUUUGUAUAUUUCAGAAAGGUACAGGGACAAAAUUAUUUCUGAACCUGGCAUUAGAAUUUUUGAGCUUCAAAAUUUGAUAAGAAAGGAAUUAGAGGUGUAUAUUGGUAGGACUGUGGCAAGGAAAGCCAGAAGCAUUGUUUUGCAACAAAUCAUGGGUGACAAUGUAGAGGAGUUCAAAAGAAUUUUGGAUUAUAGGGAUGAGCUUUUAAGGAGUAAUCCAGGUAGCACAUGUGUGGUUAGGCUGAGUGAAGAAACUUUUGAAGGUGGAGUCAAAAGGUUUCAAUCCUUUUAUAUAUGUUUUGAUGCCAUGAAGAAGGCAGUCAAGACUGGUUGUAGGAGGGCAAUUGGGUUGGAUGGGUGUUUUUUAAAAGGUGUUAGUAAAGGGAAAAUGCUUGUGGCUGUUUGUAAAAAUGGGAACAACCAGAUGCUACCACUGGCUUGGGCAGUGGUUGAAGUUGAGAAUGCUUUUACUUGGAGAUGGUUUGUCAACAUUCUAAGGCAUGAUCUUGAGCUUGGAGAUGGGACUGGUUUGACAACUCUUUCAGAUAUGCAAAAGGGUCUAGAUAUAGCCAUUAAGGAUCUGCUGCCAAAUGCCGAACAAAGAAUGUGUGCAAGACAUGUGCUUGGCAAUUUUUCUAAAAAAUGGAAAGGCAUAGAGAUUAGAAACUGCUUCUGGAGAUGUGCUAAGUCCACAUAUGAGCAGGAGUUGCAAAAAAAUUUGGAUCAUAUGGAGAAGUUAGGUGAUGGAAUAAAUGGAGAUUUGUUGUAUUACAACAUAGAUAGGUGGUCCAAGGUCUACUUUAAAUACCUCAGCUGUUGUGAUAGUGUUGACAACAACAUGGCCGAGAGUUUUAAUUCUUGGAUUUUGGGGCCAAGGCACAAGACCAUUAUCACAAUGCUUGAGGAAAUUAGAGUCAAAAUGAUGAGAAGGGUAGGACAACUAAGAGAGUUUUCUGAGACUUGGAUAACAAACAUCAGCCAAAUGGCUUUGAAGGUAUUGCAAGAGAACACAUCAAAGUCAAUGAAGUGUACUCUUGAAUGGAAUGGUGAAUAUGGCUUUGAGGUCAAGGACAGCUGGGGUAAUAAAUUCAUAGUAAAUCUGAACAGCAAUACCUGCACUUGUAGAUCUUGGAUGCUGAAAGGUAUUCCCUGCUGUCAUGCCAUAGCUGCACUUCAUUUCAGAAAAUUGGAACCUAUUCACUAUGUUGCACAUUGGUACACUAAGGACGCUUACCUUAAAACAUACAACUCAUUCAUUCAACCUGUUACUAAUAUGGCAAUGUGGCCAAAGUCAACCAAUCCUCCUGUCCUCCCACCUGAGAUUAAAAAGCUUCCAGGUAGGCCAAGGAAGUGUAGAAGAAAGAAGUAGACAGAAAACAAGACAGGGAAGCUGUCAAAAAGAAGUGUUGAGAUGACCUACAGCUUGUGCCAUGCAAAGGGUCACAAUAAGAAGGGUUGUCCUAUGAAUCCACAAUCUGUCACAGGCAGAGGAAGGGCAAGGGGAAGAGGGAAAAGUACUAGUUUAACAAGGUCAAGUGUUGGUUCUUCUACAGUACCAUGUAAUUCCCAACCAAGUAGAGGAAGGGGAAGACCAAGAGGUUCUGCCAAAAAGGGGUACAGGACAGUCGUCUACAUCAUAGGCUUCUGAUGCAAGUGCAUCAGUUACUGGAAGAGGGGCACCCUUUAAGAGGCCAAGAGUUGUGGGAAUGGGAGUGUUUCAGACCCAAAGUGGUUUCAAAAUUGUCAAUCCUGGAAUGGCAAAUCAGUCUGCAACCAUGCCUAUGAAUUCAGCAGUAGUCACUGGUAGUCUUGGACAUCACAAACCAAGACCAGGAGGACUAAAAUGGAAAAGGAGUCCAGCUAUAACACAACAAGGGCUUCAACAAAUGAGUGGACAAAAGAGAAUGAAAACAAGGGCCAAAGCUGCUGAGUUGAACUCUUUAAGUCAAACAAGUUCAUCAACUGCCCAGAAAUAAAAUGGAAAAAUGAAGUUGAAUUAGUUUAGUCCUGUAUGUGUAUGUCUUUGGUACUGACUGUUAUGCAGCAGUGACUGCAGGUUUUAAUGUUGUUUUUGUGAAACAAUUAUGGUACAUUUGUCAAUUAUGUUUUUGUGAAACAUAUUAAGCAGUUGUGACUGCAAUUUUUCCCUGUAUUGACAUUCUACUCUUGCAAUAUUAAGCAGUUGUGACUGCAAUUUUGCCCUGUAUUGACAUUCUAUUCUUGCAAUAUUAAGCAGCUGUGACUGCAAUUUUGCCCUGUAUUAACAUUCUAUUCUUGCAAUAUUAAGCAGUUGUGACUGCAAUUUUGCCCUGUA